Messenger RNA from Erinaceus europaeus (western European hedgehog), 4711 nucleotides. It is a transcript of the gene DSE, whose product is annotated as dermatan sulfate epimerase. The transcript is spliced from 10 exons. Bases 607 to 3489 code for a protein of 960 amino acids. The record is from RefSeq and is a predicted model, not a curated record. Lineage: Eukaryota; Metazoa; Chordata; Mammalia; Eulipotyphla; Erinaceidae. Gene Ontology annotation, molecular function: chondroitin-glucuronate 5-epimerase activity.
CACGAUGGGAGAUCUGUGACUCUGAUUAGAUAGAAAGAGAAAGGUGAGGGGCAGAGAAAAAAAAAAAGAAGAAGAAGAAAGACAGAGACUGAGGGAAAGUCUCUAUCACAUUGCCUCAGUGGCUUCAUGGACCCAGGAGAGGCAGAAAAACAGAGGGAGAGAGAAUGUUACCAGAGCAUGAAAGCUUCCUCCAUUGUGCUGGGGACCCUACUUGAACAUUUGUGAAGCAAAUCCAGACUGAAAAUUCAUAUUGCAGUAAUGAAAGAGAUGAAAUGAUGUACACUGGAUAUUGAGGAAGAGAUGGAUAGUGAGAUAACAUACUCCACUGAUGUUCAUGAAGUUAGUGAAGGAACAGAGAUGGGAGUGAUUUCAGGCUACUUAUCUCUGGAAUCCAGACUCUAAAGCACUCAGUUAUACUGUGUAUAACAUGUAUGCAGAUAUUUGCCUGGCUCAUCACUAUGGUAACUGGAGAGAGUGGAGAAUCAUGGUGUUCAGAGCUCAGAGCAAAAGGCCGGAAGCACAAGAGUCUACAGAGAAGAAAGGAAAAUCUGAGGACUUUUCAAAGAUGGUUUGGCUGCCUUGGAGAUUUGGAGAUCUGAUGCCACGAUGAGGACUCACACACGGGGGGCUCCCAGUGUGUUUUUCAUAUAUUUAUUUUGUUCUGUGUCAGCCUUCAUCACUGACAAGAAUCCAGAAGUCAUGAUUCCCUUCAUCAAUGCUAACUAUGACAGUCACCCCAUGCUCUACUUCUCCAGAGAGGAGGUAGCGGAGCUCCAGCACAGGGCCGUCAGCUCGCACAAGCACAUAGCUGCCCGGAUCACUGAAGCUGUGCACACCAUGCUCUCCAGCCCCUUGGAGUACCUCCCUCCCUGGGAUCCCAAGGAAUACAGUGCGCGCUGGAAUGAAAUUUAUGGCAACAACUUGGGUGCCUUGGCAAUGUUCUGUGUGCUGUAUCCUGAGAACAUUGAAGCCCGAGACAUGGCCAAAGACUACAUGGAGAGGAUGGCAGCACAGCCUAGUUGGUUGGUUAAAGAUGCUCCUUGGGAUGAAGUUCCUCUUGCUCACUCCCUGGUUGGUUUUGCUACUGCCUAUGACUUCUUGUAUAACUACCUGAGCAAGACACAACAGGAGAAAUUUCUUGAAGUGAUUGCCAAUGCCUCAGGAUAUAUGUAUGAAACGUCAUACAGGAGAGGAUGGGGAUUUCAGUACCUGCACAAUCACCAGCCCACCAACUGUAUGGCUUUGCUCACAGGGAGCCUAGUUCUGAUGAAUCAAGGUUAUCUUCAAGAAGCCUACUUGUGGACCAAACAGGUCCUGACAAUCAUGGAGAAGUCUCUGGUCUUGCUCCGAGAGGUGUCAGACGGCUCCCUCUAUGAAGGAGUUGCCUAUGGAAGCUACACCACUAGAUCUCUUUUCCAGUACAUGUUUCUUGUCCAGAGGCACUUCGACAUCAACCACUUUGGCCAUCCAUGGCUUAAGAAACACUUUGCAUUUAUGUAUAGAACCAUCCUGCCAGGAUUUCAAAGAACAGUGGCUAUUGCAGACUCAAAUUACAACUGGUUUUAUGGUCCAGAAAGCCAGUUAGUAUUCCUGGAUACAUUUGUCAUGCGUAACGGUAGUGGUAACUGGCUGGCUGACCAAAUCAGAAGGAACCGUGUGAUGGAAGGUCCAGGGACACCAUCCAAAGGGCAGCGCUGGUGCACUCUUCACACGGAAUUUCUCUGGUAUGAUGCCAGCUUGAAAUCUGUUUCUCCUCCGGAUUUCGGCACUCCUACAUUGCAUUAUUUCGAAGACUGGGGUGUUGUGACUUAUGGAAGUGCGCUGCCUGCAGAAAUCAAUAGAUCUUUCCUUUCCUUUAAGUCAGGAAAACUUGGGGGGCGUGCAAUAUAUGACAUCGUCCACAGGAACAAAUACAAAGGUUGGAUAAAAGGAUGGCGCAAUUUUAACGCAGGGCAUGAACACCCCGAUCAAAACUCGUUUACUUUUGCUCCCAAUGGUGUACCUUUCAUCACCGAGGCUCUCUAUGGGCCAAAGUAUACCUUCUUCAACAACGUUUUAAUGUUUUCCCCAGCUGUGUCGAAGAGCUGCUUUUCUCCCUGGGAGGGGCAGGUCACAGAAGACUGUUCAUCCAAAUGGUCUAAGUAUAAACAUGACCUGGCUGCUAGCUGUCAGGGAAGAGUGGUCGCAGCUGUGGAGAAAAAUGGGGUGGUUUUCAUGCGGGGAGAAGGCGUGGGCGCUUAUAACCCCCAGCUCAAGCUGAAGAAUGUUCAGAGGAAUCUCAUCCUUCUGCAUCCACAGCUUCUCCUGCUGGUGGACCAAAUUCACCUGGAAGAGGACAGCCCCUUGGAGUCAGCAGCAAGUUUCUUCCACAACGUGGAUGUCCCUUUUGAAGAAACGGUGGUAGAUGGAGUCCAUGGGGCUUUUAUCCAGCAGCGUGAUGGCCUCUAUAAAAUGUACUGGAUGGAUGAUACCGGCUACAGUGAGAAAGGCACCUUUGCUUCCGUGACAUAUCCCCGGGGCUAUCCCUACAAUGGGACAAACUAUGUGAAUGUCACCACGCACCUCCGAAGUCCCGUCACCAGGGCGGCUUACCUCUUCAUAGGACCAUCAGUGGACGUUCAAAGCUUUAACAUCCACGGAGACUCCCAACAGCUCGAGGUGUUCAUAGCCACCAGCAAACAUGCUUAUGCUGCUUACCUCUGGACUGGCGAGACCACAGGACAGUCUGCCUUUGCCCAGGUCAUUGCAGAUCGUCAGAAAAUCCUGUUUGACAGGAGUUCGGCCAUAAAGAGCACCAUGGUCCCAGAGGUGAAGGAUUAUGCUGCAAUUGUGGAACAGAACCUGCAGCAUUUUAAGCCCGUGUUUCAGCUGCUGGAAAAACAAAUCUUGUCUCGAGUCCGAAACACAGCUAGCUUUAGGAAGACUGCUGAACGCCUGCUGAGAUUUUCAGAUAAGAGGCAGACUGAGGAGGCCAUUGACAGGAUCUUUGCCAUAUCACAGCAGCAGCAACAGCAGCAGCAGCGACAGAGCAAGUCAAAGAAAAGCCGAAGGGUUGGCAAACGCUAUAAAUUCGUGGAUGCUGUCCCUGAUAUUUUUGCACAGAUUGAAGACAAUGAAAAAAAGGUUCGGCAGAAAGCACAGAUUUUGGCACAGAAAGAACAACCUAUAGACGAAGAUGAAGAAAUGAACGACCUUUUAGAUUUUGCAGAUGUAACCUAUGAGAAACACACAAACGGCUUGCUGAAGGGCGGGUUUGGUAAUGGGCGGAUGGUGACGACUUACAGCAGAACCUCAUCACUGUCUGCUUCAUAUACUAGACUGUUCCUGAUUCUGAAUAUCGCUAUUUUCUUGGUCAUGCUGGCAAUGCAGUUGACUUAUUUCCAGAGAGCUCAGAACCUACAUGGCCAAAGAUGUCUGUAUGCAGUCCUUCUAGUAGAUUGCUGUAUUUUAUUAUGGUUAUAUUCUUCAUGUUCCCAGUCACAGUGUUAGCACUGAAGCUAUGAAUUACUUGAUCAUUUUGUGGUGACAAGAAUCUAUUCGAAACGCCAGCCUUCGUUGCCCUAGUUUUUACUGGAUUUUUCUCCUUCCCAAUUUUUCACACAGGAAAUCAGAGACAUGCAGAAAUCAUAACUGGAAUGGGAAAAGACUUCAUUAGAGGAAUAAGAGUAGCUCAGUUGACUCAUGGUGUUUCUGAGAGGGUUUGACUUGACUAAUUUAGCAGUCCAUGCAAUACUGCUGUGAAGAGAAAAAAAAAUCAGAGGUCUAGUUUUAAUGAAUAUUUUCCUGUAAAAGAACAACAAAUUAUAAUUGGGGUUUAUGAAUGUUAAUUUAAUGUUAUUAGAAAUUUCCUGGUACUAUCUUAUGGAAAUGACAGGAGCACACAAUCUUAAAAAGUAUAGAAGUUUUCCGUUUAAUGGUGUAGUCAUGCUGAAAAAUAAGUUUUGCUAAGUCCUGGUCGGCUGAUCUGAACUUCUUGGAAGGCAAUUCACUACAUAACUAAAUAACAUGAUUUGCAACUUGGGUUACUAUUCAGAGAACAUACUAAAAUGAAGAUAGAUCAUUUAAAAAUUAAAUAUAUUUCUAGUAGAAAGUACCCAUCAAUGACUAUUUCCUUAACAGUGUUGUCAUAUCCUUUGUAUUUAUGCAUCUGUGGAUUGCUCAGUAAAUAACUUUUUUUAUUUCCUUAUGUGAAAAACUGUUAUAAUCACAAUGACUAAACUUAAAGUAUCUUAUAUCCUGGACACUGAUUUUAAUACCAAAGAAAACAGGGAAACUAAAUUUGGGGUAUGAUUAUCUCUUUUGAUAGAAAAAUUUCUUCAAGUUUAUUUUGCUAAAUAAACAUCAUAUUUGAAAUUCUUCUACAGCGUCUUCUUUGUUCUACUACAUGCAACAUGUAUACAGCAAUUUUGAAAUCUUUGAAGUGAUGUUUAUUUGAAUAUGUGUGAAUGAAACUUGUAGAUUUUCAGUGUGUGUUUUGCUAUUGUUUUUGAGAGAGUGACUCCAAGUUCAAUCCUGAGAACUGAGUGGUAGCACUGGUCUCUCUCACUCUCAUAAAGCACAUCUUUAAAAAGGAGAGAAUGGCACUUUUAAAAGGAAUUUAAGAGUAGGAUAUCUUAUAUUCGUCUUACUUAAUUCUAUACAUUUCUCCCUUGAAAAGAGAAAAUAUGUACUGUUGACUCAAAUUUCACAGUAAAUAACAUGAACUGGUUAA